Molecule: messenger RNA, 7513 nt
Organism: Seriola dumerili (greater amberjack)
Lineage: Eukaryota; Metazoa; Chordata; Actinopteri; Carangiformes; Carangidae
Product: kinesin-like protein KIF13B
Biological process (GO): microtubule-based movement; regulation of protein localization
Cellular component (GO): adherens junction
Molecular function (GO): cell adhesion molecule binding; ATP binding; microtubule binding
Source: RefSeq, a predicted model, not a curated record
UGACAUGGCUUGACUGAUCUCUGCGGGAAGUUUCAGGAAAUGCAACAGGUGGAAGAGCCGAGGCAAUGAGCUGUGGACUGCCCUCUCUUUAGCGUCCCAGGCUAGCUGCUGCUGUGUGUACUUGAAGGUGCCUGUCGGAGUCGGACAGGGAAACAACUGCGCACUCUUUCACACGGUCAGGUGGCACCAUGGAUGACAACAGCCUGAAUGACUCCAAUGUAAAGGUCGCUGUUCGUGUGCGACCCAUGAACAGGAGAGAGAAAGACCUAAAAACAAAAUGUGUGGUGGAGAUGGAGGGAAACCAGACAGUUCUGCAUCCAGCCAUCACCAAUGUGAACAAAGGAGACCCCCGGAAUCAGCCAAAGGCUUUUGCGUAUGACUACUGUUUCUGGUCCAUGGAUGAAUCUCAAAAAGACAAGUUUGCAGGUCAGGAUGUAGUGUUCCAGUGCCUUGGGGAGAGUCUGCUGGACAACGCCUUCAUGGGCUACAAUGCCUGUAUCUUUGCUUAUGGACAGACAGGCUCUGGGAAGUCGUACACCAUGAUGGGCUCGGCAGAGCAGCCUGGCCUGAUCCCCCGGCUCUGCAGCUCCCUGUUCGGCCGAACUGUGCAGGAGGCCCGUGAGGGAGAAAGCUUCACUGUGGAGGUCUCCUACAUGGAGAUUUACAACGAGAAAGUCAGAGACCUGCUCGACCCCAAAGGAAGUCGACAGGCGCUGAGAGUGAGAGAGCACAAGGUUUUGGGGCCUUACGUGGACGGCCUGUCCCGCCUGGCUGUGGCCAGCUACAAGGACAUCGAAUCUCUCAUGUCAGAGGGAAAUAAAUCUCGCACAGUGGCGGCGACGAACAUGAACGAGGAGAGCAGCAGGUCACAUGCUGUGUUCAACAUCAUCCUCACACACACACUCAUGGACCUACAGUCCGGGACGAGUGGAGAGAAAGUGAGUAAGCUGAGUCUGGUGGACCUGGCCGGCAGCGAGCGAGCGGCGAAGACCGGAGCAGCAGGCGAGAGACUGAAAGAGGGGAGCAACAUCAAUAAGUCUCUCAGUACUCUGGGUUUAGUUAUCUCGGCCUUGGCUGACCAUGGAGCAGGGAAGAACAAGAGCAAGUUUGUUCCCUACAGAGACUCUGUGCUCACCUGGCUGCUCAAGGACAGCCUGGGAGGGAACAGCCGCACAGCCAUGGUCGCCACCAUCAGCCCAGCGGCGGACAAUUACGACGAGACACUGUCCACGCUGCGUUACGCCGACAGGGCGAAGAGCAUCAUCAACCACGCCGUGGUCAACGAAGACCCCAACGCCAGGAUCAUCCGGGAGCUGCGGGAGGAAGUGGAGAAACUGAGGGACCAGCUCACAGAGGCCGAGUCUAUGAAGGCCCCCGAGCUGAAGGAGCGGCUGGAGGAAUCGGAGAAACUGAUCCAGGAGAUGACAGUGACCUGGGAGGAGAAGCUCAGGAAGACUGAGGCUGUUGCACAGGAGCGUCAGAGGCAACUGGAGAGCCUGGGAAUUUCUCUGCAGUCCUCUGGUAUCAGAGUGGUGGACGACAAGUGUUUCCUCGUCAACCUCAACGCUGACCCCGCUCUCAACGAGCUGCUGGUCUACUACCUGAAGGAGCACACGCGUGUGGGCUCAGCCAACUCACAGGACAUCCAGUUGUGUGGGAUGGCCAUCCAAACUGAGCACUGCGUCAUCGACAUCACUGAAAGCAAUGGUGUGGUGCUCACGCCUCACCGCAACGCUCGAACAUGUGUGAAUGGAGCUGCGGUCACCAGUCCAGUGCAGCUUCAUCACGGUGACAGAAUUCUCUGGGGUAACAACCACUUCUUCAGGAUCAACUUGCCCAGGCAUAUGGUCCACGCAGGGGGUGAGGAAGAGGAGGGCGGUGCCGUGAUGAAGACGUGUCUGAGCACCGACCGGCUGGAGCCGGAAUUCGACACAUCCAGCGACGUGUCGAGCGAGCUGAGCUUCAGUUACGAGCUGGCCCAGGCCGAGGUCAUGAUGAAAGGCAUGGGCAGCAACGACCCCUUACAGUCAGUGUUACAGACCCUGGAGAGGCAGCACGAGGAGGAGAAGCGCUGCGCCCUGGAGCGGCAGAGGCAGAUGUAUGAGCAGGAGUUGCAGCAGCUCCGCCAGAAACUCACCCCCGAGAAACCCUCCCACCUCCUGGAUGCAUCAGGUCUCCCGGUCGGUGCCUCUGCUGCUGCUGCUGCUGUAACGUCGCACGGCUUCCACAAGCGCAUGCGGCGGUGGAGUGAGGACAGGGAGGCGAUGAUGACUCGCAGCCUGCGGCGUCUGAGGGAGCAGAUAGUUCGAGCCAACCUGCUGGCUCAGGAGGCCGGAUUCAUCGCAGAGGAGCUCAACAAGAGAACAGAGUACCUGGUCACUCUUCAGAUACCUGCCAGCAACCUGGACGCCAACAGGAAGCGUGAUGUGGUGCUGAGCGAGCCGGCCAUCCAGGUCCGUCGUAAAGGUAAAGGGAAGCAGAUCUGGGCUCUGGAGAAGAUGGAGAACAGGCUGGUGGACAUGAGGGAGCUCUACCAGGAGUGGAAGGACUUUGAUGAAGACAACCCAGUGAUGCGGUCUUAUUUCAAACGAGCGGACCCGUUCUUCGAUGAGCAGGAGAACCACAGUCUGAUCGGAGUGGCCAACGUUUUCCUGGCCUGCCUGUUCUACGACGUCAAGCUGCAGUACGCGGUGCCCAUCAUCAACCAGAAGGGAGAGGUGGCAGGUCGGCUGCACGUGGAGGUGUGGCGGGGCACAGAGGGCUCCGAGGAGGGGGGUCCGGGACGGUCUGACUCUCAGCUGAGCAACACAGACGCGGAUCCACAGGAACGUAAACUGGACUGUGUGGUGAAAAUCCUCCAGGCCACCGGUCUUCCUCGCCACCUGUCCAACUUCGUCUUCUGCCAGUACCACUUCUGGGGGCAGGAGGAGCCCGUGUUCAUCCCUCCAGAGGUGGUGCCCUCCAGCUCAUCGUCCGCCUCCAGAGACCCUCAGUGCACUGUGGUGUUCGACAGCGCCAAGGAGUUGUCUGUGCCAGUGUCAGAUGACUUUGUGGAGUAUUUGGCCGAGGGCGCCGUGGCCAUUGAAGUGUACGGCCACAAACAGGCCAACCACCGCAGAAACCUGGCGCUGUGGGACCUCGGAGUAAUUCAGGCCAAGACCAGGUCCCUCAGAGAGAGGUGGAGUGAGGUGACCCGUCGACUGGAGGUGUGGGUGCAGCUGAUGGAGCUGAACGAAGCCGGAGAGUUCACAGCUGUGGAAGUUCUUCCUGCCAAAGACAUCCGCACCGGAGGAAUCUUCCAGCUCAGACAAGGUCAGUCGCGUCGGGUGCAGGUGGAGGUGCGCUCGGUGCCUGACUCGGGCACCAUGCCCCUCAUCACCGCCUCCAUCCUCUCUGUGUCCAUCGGAGACGUCAAGGUCCGACAGAUGCGUCUCUCCAGAAGCAGCGAAUCACAAUGGGGUGGGGAUGAAGAAAUGGACAGCUAUCAGGAGGUAGACCUGGAGAGGAUGAGGGAGCAGUGGCUGCUCACACUCACUCAGAGGCAGGAAUAUUUGGACCAGCAGCUGCAAAAGAUCGUUUCCAAACCAGAUAAGUCGGAGGACGAUGUUGAACGGGAGUCCCAGCUGCUCGAGUGUCGUCUGACUCUCACAGAAGAACGAAACGCUGUUCUGGUGCCGUCAGCUGGCAGCGGCAUCCCUGGAGCACCAGCAGAGAGGGUUCCUGUCCCUGGAAUGGAGACGCACAUUCCUGUCCUCUUCCUGGAUCUCAGUGCUGAUGAUUUCCAGUCCAGUCUCUCGGCCACGUUGGCUGGAGGGCUGGACGCGUUACUCAGUGGGGAGGAUGACGACGAAUUCUUUGACCUUCAUAUUGUUAAACACUUCGAUCCCGAGGUGAAGGUGGAGGCGUCCUGGGACUCAACGGUCCACGAGUGCCCCCAUCUGAGUCGUGUGGCAUCGGCGGACCAGAGGGUUUACCUGACGAUCCGCGUGGUGGUUCAGCUGAGCCACCCGGCCCACAUGCAGCUGGUCCUCAGGAAACGCAUCUGCGUCAACGUCACCGGGAAACAGGUGGGUUUCGCCCAGAGUCUGCUGAAGAGGAUGUCUCAGCGCAGCACCAUCCCCGGCUGUGUCACAUUCGAAAUCGUCUCCAACAUCCCAGGGGACAUCCAUGGUCCAGAGGACAGGGAGAUGCUGGCCAGGCUGGCUGCCAGCGCUGAGGACGACCAGUCAGCUGACAGUGAGGCGGCCAUAGAGAAAUACCUCCGCAGCGUCCUGGCUGUGGAGAACAUCCUCACACUGGACCGGCUCAGACAGGAGGUGGCUGUGAGGGAACAGCUGGCAGUCAGAGGGAAACCUCCCAGACGCUGCCUGAGCUCUCCAAACAUCAACCGGCUGUCAGCCAGCAGCCUGGAUCUCUACUCCUCCUCUCAUCACCUCAGUGACUUCAAUGGCUGGCAGAGCCACCAGGACCUUUCUGUGGCGCCUCCUCCAUCCAGACGCACGCUGCCCAGUUCCAUGUCCCAGAGCCUGAACCCAGAAACAGUGAAGGCCGUACCCAAGCUGCUGAAGUCACUGCUUCCUGGUGGGAAGGAAGACGGCAGAGAGCAGACAGCUGUCCAUCAGCAGAGCUUGCCUCGCAUCAUGGUGCAGUCGGCCAGUGUUGAAGAGGGCAUGAGCCAACAUCAGCAGCCAGUCCCCUUUGAGGAUAUCCAAACAGAGAUCCGCAGAUCCAUGCCACUCCCACCGCCAAUCAUCCCGGAAAUGGAAGAAUCCACCCCCAGCCCGGUGAGCGAAGCAUCUAGCGGAUACAUAUCGACCAGCAUAUCCACAGCAACACUGUCAGAUGUCUACACAUUGAGCUGGGACCUGCCUCAGUCAUCCGCCUUUGAGAUGGUGCCCGAUGAAGAGGAAGAGGACUAUAAAGUGGCACAAUCUUACAAUUACCCUGAAUCUUUUCUUGCGCACCAAUCCGAGCCUCAGGAGCCAUUGCAGGUUGUGAACGGCAAAGCAGCUGCAGAGAGCACUGAGUUGCCACCGUCAAAACCAUAUAAUACUCCAUCAGAUUUAAAUCUGAGUCAAGAAGAACCAAAUCAAUCUCCAUCAGCCCAGUUGAAGGAUCAAGGGGAGUCUGAUUCAGUUGCAGAAUCAGACUUACCAGGGCAGAAACAAAAGCAAGACUCCUCAAUUGACCAGAUUGGAUUAGACCAGUCAGACCCACUGAAAGAUUCAGUGGUUGUACAGGAGAAUGAAACAGAACCGGCAGAAUUACCACAAACAGACCACUCCAAAUCAGAGACCCCUAUGACAGAAGAACUGGAGCUAGCUCCCACAGACAGGACAGAAGCUGAAAGGUCACUCCUUGACGAAACACAACCUUCUGCACAAGAAGGUCAAAGUCAACUGGAAUCGAUGGAACCACAGCCCAAACAAGACACGGCAACUUUUGACAGUGCUCAGGAUCCAAACCUGAUUCAAUCUUUGUCUGAGGACAAACCUGCUCCAGAACCACCUGGAGACUUGGAUCUUCAAGAUUCAUCAAAGGAUCAAUCAACUUGUGAGGCCUCCACCCUGACCUCAUCCUCAGCAACAGAUAAGGUCCAACAGGAAUCGCCUGCCGAUGCAUCUACGAAAGCUCCCGCAGCUCCGACUCCUGUGUCCAGCAUUCAGCCUUCCAAACCGGCUGCCUCAGCGGCCAACCCCUUCAAGAUCCAGAAAGUAAAAUCUUCAGACCUCAAGUCCUUUCAUCCCAUUCUAGGUGAGGAGGAGGCCGGGCAUGUGGACUGGACCAGCAGCCUGGGAUCAGGACUCAACCUCUCUGUGCCACUGGAAAGUCUGGAAAUCAUCUCUGACUCUGAGGAAGGAGAUGCAGCUGCUACUACUGUUCUUCCUGACUGGUUGAAAGAAGGGGAGUUCGUAACUGUGGGAACCAAUAAGAGUGGUACUGUGCGAUAUGUGGGACCCACAGAUUUUGCAAAGGGCACCUGGGUGGGAGUGGAACUGGAGGUACCAGCAGGAAAGAAUGAUGGCUCGGUCGGCGGUAAGCACUAUUUCCACUGUAACCCUGGGUAUGGGGUGCUGGUAAGGCCCAACAGAGUGACCCGCGGUGGUGCCAAACGCCGUCGCCAGCAGCAACAGCAAAAACGCCGUAGUGCCAACCUUUCUGGGUCCAGCCCGAACCUGGCAGCCCUUACCGCUCUGGCCAAAGGUGAGGCCGGCGGGGCAUCAGCCAGUCGCAGCAGAGGAGAGAACCGCAAGUCCUGGAACACUUGAGAGGCUCAGUAUCUGCUAAACGGUAGAUACCCACUCUGCCUUCAACCAGCAGCUGGUUGAUGCGAUUAUCGGGUAAGUUUUCAGAGAGAGUAAGACAUCAGUGUUUAAUAUGGGCAGAUUUACAACAGACUUCACUGUAUCUGGUCCUUUACUACUAUAAGUUUUGGCAAUACAAGAUGAGUCACCUCAAGCUCCUCCAUUGGGACUGGGAACCCAUCAGAUGUUUAUCGUCUGUUAAGGAAUUGUAUAAGUAUUACUAUUACUUCAUAGAAAUAUUGAAUGUCUCAUCAGAAAAUGUGAAGGUUUUUAGGUAUCUACAUGGUAAUGUCUUGUAAUUAAUUUCAUUUUAAACGGUGGAUGUGUUGUUUUAGAGUGUAUUUAUUCCAGUGGCAUUAGAUAACAAUCAAAGAACUGCCUCAAAAUCAGCACAUUUUUCUUUUCUUUUAACGUGUUAUGCUACUUGCCAGGCAAAAGUAUACUUGCUUGGGGGUAAAAUAUUAAAAAAUAUCAAAUUCACUGGAUUACACUGGAUGACUCCAAAGGCUGCAAAACACCUUCAUGUGCUCAUAUUUCUACUGCAAGGAUACUAUGCAGCUGUAUGUUUGGAUAGACUUCUAAGUCUCAUAACUUGCUUCAUACCUGUUUUUAAAUUGUUUCUUGUGCCUUAAAAUACAAUGACUACUACUCAGCAAAUGUGCCUUAGUGAUACUUCACCAAAUUCUGUUUUGUUGGUAGGUUGAAAACUGGUCACUAACUGUUUAAGAAGCUUAUUUUAGCUCUUGAUUGUGUAUUUGUCCUGUUUUACCAACUUGCAGUCUUUGCUCACAAAAUCUACUGAAAGUUUGCUGCAUUUCUUUUUUUUUUAAAUCAGUGUACGACCAAGUGAGUGUGUGUGAAGAUUGAUUGGGAGUGACUUCAUUUUAAAAAAUUUGUUUUGCUAGCGAGUUAAUGAAUUAUGUGUUUGGGAGCCUUGUGAUUUGUACAUAAGGAUAUUUGAGGGAUUUUGUUUGUCGUAUUGCAUUUAGUAUUAAUUUGUCAGGUAAAUAAGAUAUUUUAUACAUAUGCAUUCACGUUGAUCAUUUUGACCAAUUGAAUGCUUAUUUAUUUAAAGAUGACGACAAGAUAUUGUUGGAAAUGAAAAGCAAAAUUUUUUUUUUUUUUUAAAUCAAUGUUGAAUAAAUUUCACUCUGCUCAUGUCAUUCAAUGUGUGAUGUGAUAUUUGCAUAGAAAUUGAAUAUUUGUAA